AUGAAAGGAAAGGAAAUGAAAGGAAAGGAAAAACAGGAAACCAAAGGAAAAACAGGAAACCAAAGGACCAAAAGGAAACCAAAGGACCAAAAGGAAACCAAAGGACCAAAAGGAAACCAAAGGACCAAAAGGAAACCAAAGGACCAAAAGGAAACCAAAGGACCAAAAGGAAACCAAAGGACCAAAAGGAAACCAAAGGACCAAAAGGAAACCAAAGGACCAAAAGGAAACCAAAGGACCAAAAGGAAACCAAAGGACCAAAAGGAAACCAAAGGACCAAAAGGAAACCAAAGGACCAACAGGAAACCAAAGGACCAACAGGAAACCAAAGGACCAACAGGAAACCAAAGGACCAACAGGAAACCAAAGGACCAACAGGAAACCAAAGGACCAACAGGAAACCAAAGGACCAACAGGAAACCAAAGGACCAACAGGAAACCAAAGGACCAACAGGAAACCAAAGGACCAACAGGAAACCAAAGGACCAACAGGAAACCAAAGGACCAACAGGAAACCAAAGGACCAAAAGGAAACCAAAGGACCAAAAGGAAACCAAAGGACCAAAAGGAAACCAAAGGACAAAAAAGAAACCAAAGGACAAAAAAGAAACCAAAGGACAAAAAAGAAACCAAAGGACAAAAAAGAAACCAAAGGACAAAAAAGAAACCAAAGGACAAAAAAGAAACCAAAGGACAAAAAGAAACGAAAGGGAAAAGAAAGAAAGGUAG
This is a messenger RNA of Schistocerca cancellata (South American locust), 729 nucleotides long. RefSeq names its product nuclear speckle splicing regulatory protein 1-like. The record is from RefSeq and is a predicted model, not a curated record. The coding region runs from base 1 to 729 and encodes 242 amino acids. The transcript has a single exon. Lineage: Eukaryota; Metazoa; Arthropoda; Insecta; Orthoptera; Acrididae.